Messenger RNA from Mercenaria mercenaria, 604 nucleotides. RefSeq lists its product as uncharacterized. The transcript has 4 exons. Lineage: Eukaryota; Metazoa; Mollusca; Bivalvia; Venerida; Veneridae. Bases 64 to 462 code for a protein of 132 amino acids. The record is from RefSeq and is a predicted model, not a curated record.
UUCCAUCAGUUCUUAAAUUCUAAUGUACUGUUUUUGUUUGUUUUUUAGAAGUCGCUAUCAGAGAUGAAGUUGUUCCUAUUAGGGGUGCUGACCGUGUUCAGUGUCACCAUGCUGGUGUCUGGCACAAUGAUGCAGAUGCCAUAUGGGUAUGGAAAUUACGGAAUGCAAUAUUACGGUGGCAAUAGCAGAAGUGGUUUUGGAUCAAGUGGAGGAGGUUUCGGGGGACUCUUCGAAAUGAUCAUAUUCUUGUUUGUGUUCAUUUUACUCAUCCAAGUUCUUUUUGGAGCUCAAUCUGGAACAGGAGUGGGCGGAGGCUUAGGCAAUGUAGGAGGGAGCGGAAAAGGUGGCGGACACAAAUCUGGUGGUGGUGGUGGUAGCAAAUAUGACUAUGACUAUGACUAUGACUAUGACUAUGACUAUGCUGACCUUUAUCCAUAUCAAGAUUAUGCAGAAUAUUAUUAGAACAGGAACGAAUAUGAUAGAAUGAUUUGCGGCAUAUAUUUCCGUAAGAACGGAAGUGUGUAUGGAUAUGAGCAGGAUGAAAGGAUGAUAUAUCAUUGGGUAUAAAGUGUUAUCUACAUGACUGAUUAAAUAUUUAAUAGAA